AUGGCGUUUUUCGAGAUUGAACCCAAUUAUUUGAAACUCUCUGAGUUGAAUUACGAGUUGCGUAUCAGAGGAGUUAAAUCAGAGAGAGUUGAUAUUGAUGUUAAACGUAAGACUUUGCGUAGGCGGUUGCGAGAAGAUUUAGUGAGGCCUGAGAUGACUUAUGUAACUCCAGAAUUUAAAUUUGAGGAUGAGAAGACUGAAGUGGAUGCUUCUAUAAAUGAAAUUCAGAACCUUUUAGCCGACUUUGAUGGUACUAGAGCCGAUAUGAACAAGAGGGUAGUAACAAGGAUAAGUCAUGUGUUGGGGAGGUUGAGCAGAUUCGUGACAACAACCGACCCGGAUGGCAAAAUUAGAGAAUAUAAGGAAGAUCAAUCACUUAUAGUGGGUGCCUUAGAUGAAACGCGGUUGGAGAUACUGGAACGAGCCCAGAAUGAAAGCGAAGACGUCUCUGAGGUAGGACAAGUUAAUCAAGCUGGUGCUGUAGCGAAGUUAACGCCCGUCCACAAGUGGGGUAUAACCUUUGAAGGGAAAGCUGUUAAUUCAUUCAUCCAGAGAAUUGAAGAAAUUCGUAUAGCACGUCGUACAACCAAAGAAGAAUUGUUCCGAUCAGCGUUUGAUUUGUUUCAGGGGCAAGCAUUGGUCUGGUUCCGCUCAGUGAAAUCAUCGGUACACACUUGGGAUGCAUUGGUCAAAGCACUUAGGCGCGAUUUCUUACCACCAGACUACGAUGAAGAACUUUGGCGCGAAAUUCGAAAUCGUACACAAGGACAACAGGAACGCGUUACGUUCUAUGUAGCUGCUAUGUUGAAUUUGUUUAGCAGACUUUCAGAACGACCAACAGAAGAAGUCCAGCUACGUACAAUUAAGAGAAAUUUGCGGCCUAAUUUUCAAACACAGAUAGCACUGACUGAUGCGCGGUCGGUUAGUAAAUUGACGGAAGUGUGCAGGAAACUAGAAGGAGCCUUCGAGUGCCAACAAAAAUUCCAACCACCACCUAGGAGAAGUAUCGCUCUUUUAGAACCUGAUCUUGCUUAUACAGGAACUGAAAAUGUUGGACAGGAGCAGCCGUCGACGUCACGCAACGAAGACAGAAGGUAUCGUCGAUCGUACCACACAGCUCAGAUCGGUGAAUUAACAUGCUUCGGGUGUAAGAAACUUGGUCAUUUCAUAAGAGAUUGUCCCCGAAAAAUAACUCGAAAAGGUCCUGUUUGUAUAGGAUUUAAGGGACAGGGAAAUGGUAGAAGAUGGCCACCCCUGUCCGGAAUUCAGCAAAAGAAGGCUGUGCAUGUAAAUAAUCGAACUCCUAGUCAGAAAAUUUCAAAAGUACGUGAUAGUUCUUUUAUUGGUAAAAAUUUUGAGAAGCAGCACAUGUCGCAACAUUGUGAUUUUUCAACAUCUAGUCAUAAUUUAGAUUCUAGUCAGAUUGAAGCUCUUUUAGUCAGUAGAGUAGGAGAUAACAGGCCUUAUGUGUCAAUUGACAUCUUUGGUUUUAAGGUAUCUGCUCUUCUCGAUAGUGGAGCUAGUCAUUCAGUAAUUGGAGAGAAAGGAAUGCAUCUGGUUGAAUCAUCUAGCGUGCAUGUUUAUGAUACUGCAAUACCAGACAUUGGAACAGCUGAGGGACGACGUCAAAAAAUUACCGGAUACGUAGACCUGCCAGUACAAAUAGAAGACAUUUGUAAAGUUGUUAGAUUCUUGUUGGUACCUUCAAUCUGUCAUACGGUUAUUUUGGGAAGUGAUUUUUGCAAACAGUUUAAGUUGAAGAUUGAUUUUGGCAUCGAUCAAUUUUUUAUAGGAAAUAAGGUCAUAGAAUGUAGGUCGAGGAAACCUGUAGAAGUUAGUGUACUUAAUCGAAUUCACUCGGAAGAAGAACUGGACGAGGAGCAGGAGCAACAGUUGGCUGCUGUUAAAGAUAAGUUCAAAACUCUGUCGUGGGAAGCUGGCGAAAAACUCGGCAGAACAAACAAGGUUGAGCACAAGAUUAAUACAGGAGACGCUGAGCCGAUCAAGCAGCGACAUCACAACAUGUCACCUUACAUGUUAGCACACCUUAACGCCGAAUUAGAUAAAAUGCUGAAACUGGGAGUGGUGCAACCAUCAACAUCUCCUUGGGCUUCUCCGGUGUUGCUAGUUAAAAAAUCUAACGGAGAGAUGCGUUUUUGCUUUGAUGGAAGGAAGUUGAACUCACUGACAAAGAAGGAUGCAUACCCUCUUCCCCUGGUAGACCAAAUAUUAAAUAAACUGAAUAGUGCUCAAUUUUUAUCAAGUAUCGACCUUAAAGCUGCCUUCUGGCAAAUCCCCUUAGAGAAAGAUUCCUGCGAGAAAACCGCUUUUGUAGUACCAGGCAGAGGACUGUUUGAAUUCAACGUGUUGCCAUUUGGGCUUAACAACGCGGCACAGACGCAACAACGUCUGAUGGAUUCUGUCCUUGGACCCGCCUUCGAGCCCUACGUCUUCACUUUUUUAGAUGACGUCAUAGUGGCGACCCCUACGUUCUCGAAACAUAUAGAAGUGCUGGAGCAAAUAUAUGAGAAAUUUAGAGAGGCCAAUUUAACCAUCAACAUUGAAAAAUGUCAAUUUUGCAAACCGUCUCUUAAAUACCUGGGAUUCGUUAUCGAUAGGCAAGGACUAAGGACGGACCCAGAUAAAGUGGCGGCUAUGUUGAAUUACCCCCUACCGCAAACAGUGACGCAAGUUAAACGAUUCAUCGGUGUCUGUGGGUGGUAUCGCCGGUUUCUAGCAAACUUUGCCACAAUGACAGCUCCUAUAACAGCUAUGAUAAAGGGUAAACGAAAACACCAAACAAUUUCGUGGACAAAAGAAGCAAAGGGAAGUUUCGAUAAAAUUAAAGAAGCUCUAGUAGCUGCCCCGGUUUUGGCGACGCCAAAUUUUGAUAAAACUUUCUGUAUUCAAAGUGAUGCCUCAGAAGUAGGGUUAGGUUCUGUCUUAGUCCAAGAGGAUGAUGAAGGACGGGAGGUCCCGGUGGCAUUUGCCAGCCGUACUCUUACACCCCAAGAAAGAAAGUACACGGUUACAGAGAAAGAGUGCUUGGCGGUUCUGUAUGGUAUAGAAAAGUUUAGAUCUUACAUCGAAGGAGUAAAGUUUCGGGUGAUAACAGAUCACUAUAGCCUUCUUUGGCUAAACCGUUUACGCGACCCCUGUGGCAGACUCGCUAGAUGGGCCAUGAAGAUCCAGCAGUAUGAGAUGGAGAUAGAGCACCGUAAAGGGAGUUUAAAUACGGUUCCGGAUGCCCUCUCCAGAGCACCGUUGGUACACGAGGUGAGCUUGUUACAACUCGAUAUUAAAAAAUGUUUGGAGGACCCUCUCUUUAAGAAAAUAUCUGAUGAGGUGACGAAAGAUCCAGAAUCGACGGAAUGGGGCAACUGGUCCAGAAUGGAAGCUGUUUAUACCAAAAUGCUAUCGUAG
Molecule: messenger RNA, 3423 nt
Organism: Zophobas morio
Lineage: Eukaryota; Metazoa; Arthropoda; Insecta; Coleoptera; Tenebrionidae
Exons: 3
Coding region: 1-3423 (1140 amino acids)
Biological process (GO): proteolysis
Molecular function (GO): nucleic acid binding; aspartic-type endopeptidase activity; zinc ion binding
Source: RefSeq, a predicted model, not a curated record